Molecule: messenger RNA, 709 nt
Organism: Strigops habroptila (Kakapo)
Lineage: Eukaryota; Metazoa; Chordata; Aves; Psittaciformes; Psittacidae
Gene: FAM180B
Product: family with sequence similarity 180 member B
Exons: 3
Coding region: 1-591 (196 amino acids)
Source: RefSeq, a predicted model, not a curated record
AUGGCCACGGAACAGGUCAAUGCCUGGAUGAUCCUGUGUGUGUUUGCUGGAUCCCAGAGGCUGACAGAUGAACAUCUUUACAGCAGGGAUGGUGCCGGCGCCAACACUCCCCAUCGCAGACCAGAGGAUGCUAACAUCAUUUUAGAGAUGCUGUGGGGAGGGCUGGAUAUUCAGGCCAAUGGGACAGUCCGGCUGCAGGAUGAAGAGCUGGCCUCUCUGCGCCCGGCACGGUGGUUCAUGCACAUUUUUGAGGAGGAAGUUCCCAAAACACCAGCAGAGAUUGAGCAGCAUCUGAGCUACUAUUCACUGACUGACACCCCCUUACCUCCAUUGGGGUUUGACCGCCUGCUUUUCACCAAUGUUUACUGUGCCUAUCAGGUUCGCUCCACGCAGGGUCUGGAUAAAAAUCUCUGGAUUAGCUUUUUCUCUCAGCUGGUCGAUGAAAUCUUUCGUGACCUGUGCAAGGGGCUCUGCCCUGUGAAUACCACCCUGCUCCUGGCUUCCUGGCCCUGGAAGGAGAAACCUUCACAUUUAGCAUCCCUGAAACAUUUCUAUCAUUCUAACCUGGCCAGGACCAAGAGAGACACUUAAUACAGGAAAUUACCAUAGGAAAGGACACACCUGACUUCAGCUGCAUCCUUGGUUAUGUUGGAUGGUUUCCACACUAUUCAGGACUUUGUACAAAUACAUCACACCUUGUUGUCCUGCG